This is a messenger RNA of Salvia miltiorrhiza (redroot sage), 1198 nucleotides long. RefSeq names its product ADP-ribosylation factor-like protein 8c. The record is from RefSeq and is a predicted model, not a curated record. The coding region runs from base 147 to 953 and encodes 268 amino acids. NCBI's taxonomy places the organism in Eukaryota, Viridiplantae, Streptophyta, Magnoliopsida, Lamiales, Lamiaceae. The transcript has 6 exons. Gene Ontology annotation, molecular function: GTPase activity; GTP binding. Gene Ontology annotation, biological process: protein transport.
AAACAUGUAGUCUAGUUAUAUUCCACUCUCCUACCCCAACUUAAGAAGAAAAAAAAAAAAAAAACUACCAUUAUUUACGUAAAUAUUGAAUAUACUACAUUGAAUUCAUCGCUUGAACCUUGGCUUGAAGUUCGGACCAUAAUCUGAUGAAUAAAACAAAAAACAAAAAACCAAAACAGAGAGACAGCAACAGUAUUCCAAGUUGGGAUUAUCCCUUUUCAGUCGGUGAAGUUUCUCAAUUCUCACUUUUCUUGCAUUUCAGACAUCCCUUUUCCUUCCCCUUAUUUCACCUAUGUUUCUCCUAUAAGAGAUCACGAAUCUGCACUAUACCCUCUUUUUCUAAUCUUCCUUUUCACUCAUUUCACCAAAAUAUUUCAAAGUUUCCUCAUUUAUUGAAGAUGGGCUUGUGGGAUUCACUGCUCAACUGGUUACGAAGUUUAUUCUACAAACAGGAAAUGGAACUCUCUCUUGUAGGCCUUCAAAAUGCAGGGAAGACCUCACUCGUCAACGCCAUCGCUACAGGAGGCUACACUGAGGAUUCGAUUCCAACUGUGGGGUUCAAUAUGCGGAAAGUCACAAAAGGAAACGUAACUAUAAAACUUUGGGACUUGGGAGGGCAACGAAGAUUUCGCUCCAUGUGGGAACGCUAUUGCCGUGGUGUCUCAGCUAUAGUAUAUGUAGUUGAUGCUGCUGAUCGAGACAGCAUCCCCAUAACACGAAGCGAAUUACAUGAUCUCUUGAAGAAACCUACUCUAGCUGGGAUUCCUUUGCUUGUACUUGGCAACAAGAUCGAUAAGUCAGAAGCUCUUACAGAGCAACCUCUGAUUGAUCAGCUGGGAUUGAAUUCAAUCGCGGAUAGAGAAGUGUGCUGCUAUAUGAUAUCUUGCAAGGAGACGGUGAACAUAGAUAUUGUGAUGGAGUGGCUUAUCAAACACUCAAAAACAGUUAAAUGAUCGUCAGCUUAAUUUGAACAAAAUUUCAGAAGUUCCUAUGCCAUACGUUGUAUGGUGAAAAUUUUAUUUAUAUCACCUCCCAUCAAUUUUGUGUGUAUAGAAUAUUUAAGGGUAGAUGCGAUGCAACGCUGACUAUGUGCACUGUUUUAUUUCAUUGCAUGUAGAAAGUGAGUUUUUUGGACACUAACUGUAUUUUCUUUUAGUUACUAUGAACCAGUUAUGAAUGGAAUUUUUAUUUUUUUUUA